AAUGGGCCUGGACGACGAGAAAAAGAAAAAAAAAAGGAGAAUUAACACUUUACAUAGAGGAAGAGAUUGAAUAUGUCCGAAGCGUAUUACACGAGUCUGCUUUUCCUUUCAUAUACAAAGUCUUUGUGCUUAGCCUACUUACUCAGUUUCUAUAUUGACAUUUUUUUUUUGUUGAGCCGGUGGAACUUUAAGUCUCCUCUCCCUCUCCCACUCUUGUCGAUCACCAUGUUUCACAGAAAAUAAUUUUGGUGAGAUUGAGCUUUCAAGGAUGGGUGAUUGAAUUGAAAUUAGAAUUGAACAACCAAAGAAGAGCAAAUUAAAGUAAUUUAAAAUAGUAAAGGAAGGGCAUUUAGAGAGAAACAAAAGAUUUAGAAAUUUCGAGAGAGGAAGAAAAUUAAGAUGAGUGAAUCAAUGGCGGAGGCUUCGCCAUUGUCACAGCAACCACCUCAGGCUCUUCUAGAGAGACUCAAGGACUAUGGCCAGGAAGAUGCAUUUGCACUCUGGGAUGAGCUUUCCCCUGAAGAACGUCUUCUCCUUGUUAAAGACAUGGAAAGUCUAGAUCUUUCUAGGAUUGAUCGGAUCAUACGGUGCUCGCUUCAAUCUCAUAGCUUACCGACGGCGGCGAUUGAGCCGGUACCUGAGGGUAGCGUUUCGUCGGUGGAGGAGCGGCGGCCUGAGGACAAAGCAAGAUGGUGGAAGAUGGGUUUGAAAGCAAUCUCAGAAGGGAAAUUGGCUGUUUUGUUAUUGUCAGGUGGGCAGGGAACUAGGCUUGGGAGUUCUGAUCCAAAAGGUUGCUUCAACAUUGGCCUUCCUUCUGGAAAAUCUCUGUUUCAGCUUCAAGCUGAGAGGAUUCUACGUGUCCAGAGAUUAGCUGAACAAUCCAAAAAUGAUUCGGCUUCCUCAACAACUGGUAAUUCAGUGAUAAUACAUUGGUAUAUUAUGACAAGUCCAUUCACAGAUGAGGACACACGAAAGUUUUUCGAGUUUCAUAAGUAUUUUGGGCUUGAACCAGAACAAGUUACCUUCUUUCAACAAGGCACUAUUCCUUGUAUUUCAAAAGAUGGUAGGUUUAUAAUGGAGAGUCCGUACAAAGUAGCGGAGGCCCCAGAUGGGAAUGGAGGAGUAUACUCAGCUCUUAAAUCGUCUAACUUAAUGGAAGACAUGUCCACCAAAGGAGUCAAGUACUUGGAUUGCUAUGGUGUCGAUAAUGCGCUGGUUCGCGUAGCUGACCCAACUUUCUUGGGCUAUUUCAUUGAGAAAGGUGUGGCAGCAGCUGCAAAAGUUGUACGUAAGGCUUACCCACAAGAGAAAGUCGGUGUCUUUGUACGUAGAGGUAAAGGAGGGCCUCUAACUGUGGUUGAAUACAGUGAAUUGGAUUCUAAUUUGGCUUCUGCUAUCAACCAAGAAACAGGGCGCCUUCGUUUUUGUUGGAGCAACGUUUGUUUACACAUGUUUACUCUUGAUUUCCUCCACCAAGUGGCGAAUGGCCUUGAGAAGGACAGUAUUUAUCAUCUGGCUGAGAAGAAAGUCCCUUCAAUUCAUGGUCACACCACUGGUUAUAAACUAGAGCAGUUCAUCUUUGAUGCAUUCCCAUAUGCUCCCUCUACUGCCCUUUUCGAGGUACUCCGUGAUGAAGAAUUUGCGCCUGUGAAAAAUGCAAAUGGCUCGAGUUUUGACACUCCGGACAGUGCUAGGCUUCUUGUUCUCCGGCUUCAUUCCCGUUGGGUGGUGGCUGCAGGUGGAUUCUUGACACACUCCGUGCCUUUAUAUGCCACCGGUGUGGAGGUUUCCGCGCUGUGUUCAUAUGCAGGAGAGAACCUUGAAGCCAUAUGCCGUGGUAGAACCUUUCAUGCCCCUUGUGAAAUAACUUUCUAAAUAGAUAAGUCCAUGCAAUCUCUUGUCUGUGUCAACUCUGUUUUAACGCAAGUUAGGGUGAGUUAAGUUUGUUUAUCUCAUAUAUGUUCGGAGAUGAAAUAAUUAGGAUAUGAUUUACUGGUGUGUGAAUAUUGGUCUUGGGAUAUUUUGGGCAUGAUUCAAUUCUAAUAAUAUGUGAUGUGCAAUUUGAUGCCUUCAUAAUUAAUAAAGAGCCAUACUUUUUUUUUAAA
Molecule: messenger RNA, 2105 nt
Organism: Cannabis sativa
Lineage: Eukaryota; Viridiplantae; Streptophyta; Magnoliopsida; Rosales; Cannabaceae
Product: UDP-N-acetylglucosamine diphosphorylase 2
Exons: 3
Coding region: 400-1875 (491 amino acids)
Biological process (GO): UDP-N-acetylglucosamine biosynthetic process
Molecular function (GO): UDP-N-acetylglucosamine diphosphorylase activity
Source: RefSeq, a predicted model, not a curated record